CGGCAGAGCCGGGCCGCCUAUGCUGGUGGCGACAGGCAGCGGGACGCCUCUGCCCGCCGCCGCCGCCAUGAAGUCGCCUCAGGCCCAGCGGCCAGCGGGUCAAGCGCCGGGGGAAGACGGCGUCGGGAGCCUGGCCGAGGCGCUGGGCGAGUUCGACGCGGUGUUGGAGGAGUUCUCCUGCCCCGCCGGCCGCCGCCGCUUCCACUACGGCGAGCACCUGGAGCGCAUGAAGCGGCGAAGCAGCGCCAGCGUCAGCGACGGCAGCGGCCUCAGCGACUCGGAGAGUGCAGAUUCACUCUACAGAAAUAGCUUCAGCCUCAGUGACGAAAAGCUGAACUCUCCAACUGCAUCUACUCCAAGCUUGCCAUCCCCAUCAGUAACUCCAUGUAAAGCAAAGCUUGGAGACACAAAAGAACUGGAAGACUUCAUUGCUGAUCUUGACAGGGCACUAGCAAGUAUGUGAAAUGAAUCUUUGUGCUUGCCUAUGAAUGUCCUCUGAAGGAUAAGUGACACCAAUCACUGAGAGCUGCUGCCCUUGUCUGGUAACUUUGCUACCCAAGAUAUCCAUCUUCUGAACAUAACCUCUAUAAACUCCUACAAGUAUUUAACUGGCAACAUGCUCUGUUACUUUGCAGCAGGUGGAAUAAGAUAACUUAAGUGUUACAGCUGUAUUUUGCUUUAAAAUACAGCUUGAGUUUUAAUUUAAAGUUGCUUUUAUGAAAAUAUAUUUGUAAUUUUAUAUAGUUGAGAACUUUUAAUGCUUUUUUUUUCCAUUAUAAUAUAUUUUUGUAUGCAAAUAAACCUGAACUGGAAUACAGAUGUCUUGAAAGCUUCAUAUGAAUGCAGGAACUCUGAAACAGAAGUACAAAUUAAGCUCUUACUGAAAAGAUCAAGCUUUAAAAUGUCUGGUAAGAGCAUAUUUCCUGAUAGGCAAAAUAUGUUAUACUGGCUUAAUGUGGAACUCUUUCAAAUUGCUUAAGUAAGAGAAAUUUGUACUAUGUGGACUUAAUACAAUCAGGAAAAUAAUAAAAUUGGUCAAACUGUUACUUCAGAUUUGCCUUCAUACUAAUGAAAUAACACUGGCUUAGGUGGUGGUGUUAGAAUGUGUACUAUCUCAAGGCCUGUGUAAAAGCUAGCUUUAAACUUGCGUACCAUUUGGCAUGAAGUACUAGUUGGGAGGUCAGACAUCAAGGCCCAUAGAUUUAAAGCUAUGGAGAUCCUGUAGCACCAAGAAAAUAUUCAAGUGUCUGACAGUUCUGAUACCAGACCCUUGGGUCCAAAACAGUCCACCACUCUAAAAAGACUUCCUAGCCAUCAGUGUUAAGCUGAAAGAGUGGAAGGUGAACCUGUAUUUUUACGAGGAACCUGAUUCUUUCCAUGUGCAUUAGGCAAUGGAGACGUCAUUACAUGAGCUCUGCUCCAGCUGCUGCAGGCAUUACACUUGGCUCUGCUGUCUGUGCUGCUCAUGCCAUUGCUCUCUAAUCUGUUCAGACCAAGUGAGCUGGGCUUGUUUGAACUCCAGGUCUUAUUGUGACCAAAGCAGACUCGGGAGGAGUUGCAUGAGUGAUUCAGACAUUGUGCCCCUUUAGUCUGUUACCUUUCCACCAGCCAAUUCCUUAGCAAAUGUAAAGAUGGAUUUGGACCUGCCUUCUGCAGCGAUGGGAAGUCUGCUCUGUAUUUGCUAAUGAGAUCACCAUGUGGAUGAUUCAAAUCCAUCUCCCUGCUUUAAACUUUAAAUAAAAUAAAUGACCAAAACAUUUGGUUCUUACUAAAGCAUCAUAUAA
This is a messenger RNA of Colius striatus (speckled mousebird), 1784 nucleotides long. It is a transcript of the gene RGCC, whose product is annotated as regulator of cell cycle. Lineage: Eukaryota; Metazoa; Chordata; Aves; Coliiformes; Coliidae. The transcript has 5 exons. The coding region runs from base 20 to 463 and encodes 147 amino acids. The record is from RefSeq and is a predicted model, not a curated record. Gene Ontology annotation, biological process: regulation of cell cycle. Gene Ontology annotation, cellular component: cytoplasm. Gene Ontology annotation, molecular function: protein kinase binding; protein kinase activator activity.